AUGGCGACCCCUUUUCAAACUGAGGCCUGGACAGAGUAUGGGCUCGGUGUCUUGAUUAUUCUCCUUCGCAUCUUCGCUAGAUGGAAAAUCGUGGGUUUUAAUUGGCAAGGCGACGAUUAUUUUGCCAUAUUAUGCUUGGUCUUCUGGACUUUGGAGCUUUGCAUGUUGGAGCUUAUAGGCCAGAAUGGAACCAACAUCGGAAUCACGAAUGAUAUAGGUGCGACGUUGACAUCGGAGGAGAUAGCCAAGUUUGAGUUUGGUUCCAAGUGCCUGCUGGCAGGCUGGAACUUUUAUGUAACUCUCAUUUGGUGUCUCAAAGCUUGCAUUUUGUUCUUCUUCAGUCGCAUCACGUUCGUGUUUCCCCCCGUCCUCAAAAAACAACAUUGGUCUCAUCUCUGA
Molecule: messenger RNA, 399 nt
Organism: Colletotrichum scovillei
Lineage: Eukaryota; Fungi; Ascomycota; Sordariomycetes; Glomerellales; Glomerellaceae
Exons: 3
Coding region: 1-399 (132 amino acids)
Source: RefSeq, a predicted model, not a curated record